AUGUCUACCCUCAAGCUACCAUCAAGCGGACAUUUCCCAGGCGUCACCGUAAAACUUCCAUCCAACCUCCGUCUGGAGCAAUUGCUAUCGUAUCGCCCAUUCAACAACUGGCUAUCCGCCCUCUCCAAAUCGCUGGCUCUCCAGCAUCACCCUCAACAUCCCUUUCACUCUGAGCCGUACAAUCUCCGCGAGAUCGAGAUUCAGAGCGUGGACUUCUUCUCAGAGAAACGCCUUGGCUUCCUGAAACUGCGAGCGUCUAUCACCAAUGAGAAGAAUGAGUCGCUUCCGGGGUCGGUCUUCAUGAGGGGUGGAAGUGUGGCUAUGCUUAUCGUCUUAUCACCGGCCAACACCAGUGCUGGGGAUGACUAUGCGCUCAUGACUGUUCAGCCACGUAUCGCCGCGGGUUCACUAAGCUUCGUCGAGUUGCCUGCAGGCAUGAUUGACGACGCCGGCACGUUCACUGGUGCUGCUGCAAAGGAGAUCAAGGAAGAGACUGGUCUCGACAUCAAGGAGGACGAACUCAUCGACAUGACUCAGCUCACGCUGAAGGAGGUUACUUCCGAACUAGAUCGAGAGGGUGGAGUCGAAGCACAUCUUCAGGAGGGCAUGUACCCAAGCCCGGGGGGCUGCGACGAGUUCAUGCCUAUCUACCUGGCGCGGAAGAAGAUGGCCAAGGAGGAGAUGGAGAUUUUAAAGGGCAAGCUUACGGGGCUGCGCGAUCAUGGAGAGAAGAUCACUUUGAAGCUCGUGAAGCUGAAGGACGUGUGGAAGGUGGGAGUGCGAGACGGCAAGACUUUGGCGGCUAUUGCUCUUCAUGAUGGAUUGGUUCGAGCAGGCAAGCUGUGA
Molecule: messenger RNA, 846 nt
Organism: Cyphellophora europaea CBS 101466
Lineage: Eukaryota; Fungi; Ascomycota; Eurotiomycetes; Chaetothyriales; Cyphellophoraceae
Exons: 1
Coding region: 1-846 (281 amino acids)
Biological process (GO): nucleoside phosphate metabolic process; ribose phosphate metabolic process
Molecular function (GO): ADP-glucose pyrophosphatase activity; ADP-ribose pyrophosphatase activity
Source: RefSeq, a predicted model, not a curated record